CUGCACAGACGGCAUCGCACACAUGGACGCAUGCCAUGGAACACACCACACGCACGGAGUCCGUCGAUGAACCAAUGCAUUCUGCUGGCUAUAGACAUGACCACCGACACAUUGAUAGAGAGAGUCCUCUGCGAUGGCUUAAAUGCACCCGCCACCCCCAGUGGUCUGAUAGAGACUGUGUGCACACCGACAGCCAAAAACGAGUCGCCGCCUUCCACACACACACAUACAUUAGAUGAAUGGAUGCGCCGGCGGCGAUGGAGCACUCGGCCAUGCGACAUGUCAAUGCAGCGCAGACACCCUCGCUCUCACACACCCACGUGUUUGCCUGCCUGUCUGCCUCCCUCAACAGCCAUCACGUCGGUCGUGAGUUCAUCAUCACCUAGGCGACGGCACUCACCCACUGCCACCCAGCAGACGGCUGAACACACACAGAGAGAGAGAGAGGGGAAGGUGGACGCACCGUUCAUGGUGUGUGUAUGUCUUCCUUCUCUUCCCCUGACCUGCAGUGCGUAGAUCUUCAAAUCGGCGAGUGUGAAGUAGAGGCUGGAGGCCAGCCUGGCUGUGCCCUUGUUGUUGAUGGUCCCGAUGUACUUCUUGGCUGCCGGCAGCUCAUCCUUCAUCACCCACACAUGGCAGCUGCGAAGGUCACCUGCCGGGCGGCAAUUGCCGAUCCCCAGCCACAGGCGGCCAUUGGCGAUGCACACCUUGCCGCGUGGCUUACCGCCGGAGCCCGUCACCGCCCCCUGUGUGCCCGCCACCGCCACACGCUGCUCGUCCUGUGGCAGGUCGAUCUUGGUGAUGCCAUCGCCCUCAAACGCGCCGCACACCGAAAACAGCGACACAGCACAGGGGAUCGUCGCCACUGCAGUGGGGUCAGCUGGCAGGGUGAGUCCGCCCUCGAUGUGGGCGGCGAUGAUGGGGCCACUGGGGUCUUUGAGGAGCAGCAGGAGGUUGGUGGCGUCGCCCACAUUCUUGAACAUGGCCUCAUGCUCCCAGCCGUCACGCUCACCCCUGACAGACACAGACACACCAGGGCAGCAAAGGAGCGAAGGAUAUCAUCCACGAAUCACCAGCAGCCUUCCUGUCAUCGGCGGCUUACUUGUAGAGUAGUUGUGGGGUCGCAUCCACCAUGCCCGUCGCGUCGA
This is a messenger RNA of Vitrella brassicaformis, 1148 nucleotides long. The record is from the annotation of a GenBank genome assembly. NCBI's taxonomy places the organism in Eukaryota, Vitrellaceae.